UAUCAAAUUCGCCCACCAAAUCUCUCUUCCAGUAUAAAAUUUGGGUUUCUGAGCUGUGAUCUAAAAAACCACAUGGCAAGCUUGCCCACUUGGCUUUUCUUAAUCAAAUUCCUCCAAUAGAUGACAUGAUAAAAUGGUAAAAGGCAAAAAAAAGUCUGGUGUCUGUCUUUUUUGCAUAUGAUCAGUUUGCAGUGAUGGAGAAAGUUGAAGCUCUCGAUCUUUUAGAGGAGUCAUGGUUUUUUGAGAACUUUUUCGAUAGGAGGAGAAGGAUGUUGAGAUGUUAUUCAGAUCCUUGUACUUCAUCGAAUUUCAGACAAGAAGUUUUGUCUAAAGAUUCGUGUCGUGAUGAAAGCCGUAAUUGUUUGGUCCGUGCACCUUCGUUGCCGCCAUGUAUUGGGAGGGAAGAAAAGGUUCAAGAAAGGAAGAGCAAUGGUGGGAAGAAGAUCACAUUGAAUAGGCAAUUAUCUCUUCAAGCUUCGAAAACGACGUGUUCCGAUGGGAAGAUCAAAUCGAGCGGCGAAUCGUCGUCGUCGUCAAGACGUAAUUUGAUAAGGACACCUUCUUUGCCUUCUUCAAUGGGACUAAUGAGUUAACUGGAUAAUGACAAUGAUCAUAGAAUGAGCAAAUUGAUCCGACAAGCAAUGGCUAACUCACCAGACCUCUUGCCCCCAAGGCACAGUCAUAAUAAGGCAAUGAUCUUCCAAAGGUCUAGUAGGCUACCAAGGAACCAAGAAGUGGAAGCCAUUAACAACACCAAUGAGGCUCCGGUCGCAAGAGGCCGACAUUCGAAUCCGAAGAGGAUGCUGCAGAAAAGCCAUAGUGAUCUCGCCUUCCAAGAACUGCAAGGGUUCAAGGAUUUAGGAUUCACGUUCGACAAUGAAGAUUUGAGUCCCGAUGUUCUGAAUAUACUCCCAGGCUUGCAGGGAAGUAAGAUAGACGAGUCGAAACAAGCGAGGAGGCCGUAUUUAUCCGAGGUAUGGCAUGUACAACGCCCAGCACCUCCUCUUCCUGCUCGUGUAUCGAAGAAUUCAGCAGAGGAUAUGAAAGCACAGAUCAAGUUUUGGGCCAGAGCAGUGGCAACUAAUGUUCGACAAGAAUGCUGAGAAUUCAUUACUAAUCAAGUUAUUACUACAUUUUGUCACGUCUAAAACGAGUUUAACAUGUAAAAUAAAACUUCAUUAAAACUCUGGUCCAAUGGCAGUCAUAGAUUAUUGUGCCAAGGAA
Molecule: messenger RNA, 1224 nt
Organism: Hibiscus syriacus
Lineage: Eukaryota; Viridiplantae; Streptophyta; Magnoliopsida; Malvales; Malvaceae
Source: RefSeq, a predicted model, not a curated record